Emiliania huxleyi CCMP1516 is the source of this 777-nucleotide messenger RNA. RefSeq lists its product as hypothetical. NCBI's taxonomy places the organism in Eukaryota, Haptophyta, Isochrysidales, Noelaerhabdaceae. The transcript is spliced from 4 exons. The record is from RefSeq and is a predicted model, not a curated record. Bases 1 to 777 code for a protein of 258 amino acids.
AUGCCCGACCGCAGCGCGGGCAGCGGGGCCCGCCUUCCUCAGCACUAUGGGUUCCCGCCCGGGACCUCGAUGCUCGGCCAGUUCGGAACGACCGCGCCGCGAUUCUCGGCGGAUGCGUCGGCAGCCGCGGUCCCCGGACCUGGCGCUUACAGCCCUCCAUCGCACCUCUUGGCGUCACAUGCGCCGCGUUUCGGAAGCAAUGCGCGGGAUCGGCGCAAGGCAGCGCAACCGCGUGACUGGCAGGGCAACCCAGUCCACGCUCCAGAGACUCCGCCGGGACCAGGGGCUUACGAGACCGCCAGUGGUGCGGCGCCCCGCCGCUACGGACGCAACGUGGCGUUUGGCUCGUCGUUCGAUCUGCUGGGCAGUCGCACCGCUCCCACCAGAUCGCCUGGACCGGGUUCGUACCGGCCGGCGGUGAAGAGGAGAGGCAACAGCGAGCGAUGGGACCAACGGUCGCUUCCCCUCGGUGCGAAUCGUCGGCCACCGUUUGGUGCGUCCAACCCUCGGAGCGGCACACGAGUGCCCUCGGUGCUUCCCGUCGACGCAGCCCGUGUUUUGCACUACUUGGCCACGCAAUACAUCGCUCUCUCGCGAAUCCUCGCCAAGAUGAUUAGCAAAAAGUGGAACAUAUGCUUGGGCUGCUCGCACCUGGCGGCUGGCGCUGGAGCGCCGGGCCGCCAGUGCGCACAGUGGCAGUGGGGCAGUGGCCAGUGGCCCAGAGUGCCACUGCGCUCUGGCCUCUGCGGUGCGCACCCGGCACCCGCUGUCCUCUAG